Messenger RNA from Brienomyrus brachyistius, 5507 nucleotides. RefSeq names its product forkhead box J3 (gene foxj3). Bases 388 to 2388 code for a protein of 666 amino acids. Gene Ontology annotation, biological process: regulation of transcription by RNA polymerase II. Gene Ontology annotation, cellular component: nucleus. Gene Ontology annotation, molecular function: RNA polymerase II cis-regulatory region sequence-specific DNA binding; DNA-binding transcription factor activity, RNA polymerase II-specific. The transcript has 12 exons. Lineage: Eukaryota; Metazoa; Chordata; Actinopteri; Osteoglossiformes; Mormyridae. The record is from RefSeq and is a predicted model, not a curated record.
GAACGAGUGGUUCCCGGAUGUUAGCUGGCUCACUCGCUUCUGAGAGGGAAAAAGCCAACGGCAGAAAGUGGAGGAGCCGACACGAAGGGUCUAGGCUGACCAACGCUGCUGGCCAAGCUGAAGUGGGCUCAACCCGGCACAAACGCGCAAGGACGCGCCAGCACCAGGGGAGGGGGGAGCAGAGGAAGGACUUUUCCCCCCGGGGGACGAACAGGUCGGAAGGGCCGGGGGGAGGGAGAGACAGUCGCAGUUCCAGUGUGAACCUGGACCGGUUCAACAUACCACGACCGCGUGUGGAGUGAAGGCACGUCAACAGCGCUGUGAGCCGAGGGAGCCCCCCCUCCCCCCUCCUCCACGCCCCCCGCUCCCUCUGCCUCCCCACUCACCAUGACGUCGGAGUUGGAGAGCAGCCUGACCUCCAUGGACUGGCUGCCACAGCUGACCAUGCGGGCCGCCAUCCAGAAGGCGGACACCCAGGGCACCCACGGCCCUGGUGGGCCCAAGAAAGGAGCCCUGCUGGACCCCAGCACCACGCUGGACCAGGAGGAGGUGCAGCAGCACAAGGACGGCAAGCCGCCCUACAGCUAUGCCAGCCUCAUCACCUUCGCCAUCAACAGCUCGCCAAAGAAGAAGAUGACCCUCAGCGAGAUCUACCAGUGGAUCUGCGACAACUUCCCCUACUACAGGGAGGCGGGCAGCGGGUGGAAGAACUCAAUCCGGCACAAUUUGUCCCUAAACAAGUGUUUUCUCAAAGUGCCUCGCUCCAAAGAUGACCCGGGAAAGGGAUCCUACUGGGCGAUUGACACCAACCCCAAGGAGGACGCACUGCCCACUCGGCCAAAGAAGAGGCCACGAUCUGGAGAACGGGCCUCCACGCCAUACAGCCUGGACUCGGAUUCCCUGGGAAUGGACUGCAUCAUUUCUGGAAGUGCCUCGAUCAACACUGUGACUAACAAGGUAGCAUUGUACAACACGGAGCAGGAUGGCAGCGACAGCCCAAGAAGCAGCCUUAACAACAGCCUGUCGGACCAGAGCCUGGCGUCGGUGAACCUGAACAGCGUGGGAAGCGUGCACGGCUAUUCGUCGGUCGGCAGUCACCAAGAGCCCGUGUCCCAGCCCAUGAGCCUACAGCAGCCGCCCCCCCAGCCCCAGUACAGCAUGCCAGAGAGGGACAAGCAGCUCCUCUUCUCUGACUUUGAAGAUCUCAGUGCCUCCUUCCGCAGCCUUUACAAGUCUGUCUUCGAGCAGUCCUUCAGCCAACAGGAUGAGUGUCUGAUGGGCAUGCCCUCGGAGCCCCCCCAGCCAACCCACACGUCCUGCUCCUACCAGCAUCCCCCCAGCAGCAGCAUCAGCAGUCACCCGCACAGCGGGCAGAACAGUCUGACCAACAGCAUCGCAGGCGGAGGCCAGGUGCCCCUGUCCCACCCCCCCCAGCUGCCAGCUCAGAACGCCCACUCCACCCACGGCUCGCCUCAUGGACAGCACCCUUCCCAGCAUGCACCACACUCUCAGCACCUUUCCCAGCACUCCCAGCACCCAUCUCAGCAUGCACAGCACUCCCAGCACCCAUCCCAGCAUGCACAGCACUCCCAGCACCCAUCCCAGCAUGCACAGCACUCCCAGCACCCAUCCCAGCAUGCACAGCACUCCCAGCACCCAUCCCAGCAUGCACAGCACUCCCAGCAUUCCCAGCACCCUUCCCAGCAUGUACCUCACUCCCAGCACUCUCAGCACUCAUCCCAGCAUGCACAGCACUCUCAGCACCCUUCCCAGCUUGCACAGCAACAGGGUCAACAUCCAUCCCAGCAGCAACAACAGCAGCAGCACCAGAGUCUCUCGCACCAGCCCCUUCCAACCCAGCAGCUGUCCUGCAGCACCGGCCUUCCUGCCGACUGGUACCCCAACCUUGAUGCCCUGAAGGAAAGCUGUCGUAUCGCCAGCAGCUACAACUGGGCAGACGUGGACCUCUCACCAUUUCAAGGACUGAAGGAGAGCAUGAGGCAGGCGGAGCUCAACAACUGGUCCCUGGAGCCUACGCAGAUAGCGGAUCUCUGCUCCUCCAUCAACCAGUUCUUUGCACGCACUGGAGUCAUCCAGCCACAAGGGGCAGUGCAGCCCCCAGUCUGCCACGGAUCCAUGCACCCGAACAAGCCGGGUCAGCACAUCAACACAGGAAACCUGUACAUGGAGUCUCGGCAGAACCUGCCAGCCCUGAUGGGCCCCCCAGGGUAUCCCCACAUGGCCCCUAUGAGCAGUGCUGGUCCCACCAUGACAGGGCACCACACGCAGAUGAACCAGCAGCACCUCAUUCCUCCCGGAAACUUCCAGAUGCGACGCAUGCCCGCCGACGACAUCCAGGACGACUUUGACUGGGACUCCAUCGUUUAGGGGCCCAACCUGCUUCCCCCCCCCCCCACCCCCACCUCUACUGGCCCCAUACCUGGCAGCGAGCUGCUUGCCGUGUGUGGGGGGGCAGGGGGGCAGGGGCGGCCCCUCCCUCCACCUUGGGAUGGGACGCUUGGCAUGCAGGUUCUUCCCAGAGGAAGACUUGACAGUCCUGACCUGUAUACGAGACAAAAGUUACUCUGAAGACAAUCAUAUUUACCAGGACAUGUUUAUGCCACCGCUUUUGUACAUGUUGUCCAGCAAGUAGUCAGUGUUGUCAAAAUGCCCCCUUCCUCCACCCCCCCCCGGCUCCGCAGUCGCUGUGUGGUGUCACCGUCUUGUUCAGUGUGUUCUCAUUCCUGUGUUGACUGACAAAACGGCCAUCCACCAGAGGGCUGGAUGGGGGCAGAUGUCCUGCUCAGUUAUGUGCAGAGAGCUCAUGGGUGGAGGGGGUGUGGCGUACCGCCUGUGGUCACCUGACCCGGAAGGUGAGGGGCGUGCAAGUUAUCACUUGGUAGAUGACAUUCACGCUAAAGUGCGUGCGUGUGUGUGUGUGUGUGUGUGUGUGUGUGCGUAAGUGGCGCCUGCAUUCAUUAUGCCGUCCAUCCAUCUUUCACAUUUCAUUGCUAAUGUUUUAACUUUGCAGUAACAGUACAUUGGGGGUGGCUUCCACUGAAAUUGGAUCCCCCCCAACAUUGUGCACGCCUCAACUUCUGCAUAUACAAUCACUGAUUCAGCAACCCCCCUGCCCCCCGCAGCAGAAGUUUGGUGUCGAUUUACUCGGUUUACUUGGCACAGCUUUAAGCUGCCUGUCAGUCCCGCCUGUGUGUGUCCUACUGGCUCAAGUGUUCCGACAGAGUGCCCCCUAGUGUUGGUUUGUAUGAGCACAGGAGGGAAAUCAGAGUUAUUUGUGAAGCAUAUCACUAGGGGUAGAUCAGCACAUGAUAUCACACGCCCUUUGGAAAUGGAGUGGAAUUGGAAACUGCCAUUGUAUGUCCCAUGUCAGCUGUGUUUAUGUCAGUUUUGGAAAUGAAGAAUUUCCAAGGUUUGCCCUGUUCUGAUGGUUCCAGAUGAUGGAAUCAACCUAUUACGCCAUUUAACAAUUUUGGAGAGGAUUUCUCCGAAUGUUUGAAGUGAGGGGUGUGUAUAAUUGAGGGUCUUCAUACCUGAAUCACUGUGGGCUCGGGCCGCCUCCCUACACCUUACCGUCUGCACAUGUGUUUACUGGGCCAGGCGCACUGUGACGUGAGCACAAGCCUGGCCUGUAGGGGCCUGAGGUAGCGAGCCCACAUCCUACCGGCUUACUGGGUUUGCGCUCAAGUCCUGACAAGUUCUCAGCCCUGCGUGAGACAUGGUGGGUGGGUCCCUGCUGCUUCCCCAGGGUUGUUGUUCCGUCUCGCUUUGUCUUUUGCUGUCUUUUGGGUAUUCAAUCAGCUAGUCUCCCACGACUGUUACGCCAUGUGUAUUUCUGUAGGGGUUGGACUGGAUUUCUUGUGUGCUAUAUGAAUUGGUGGGGGUGUGUCAAGCUAUAGGGGUGACAGCUAAGGGGCACAUCCUGCCCGAGUCCCACCCAGACGGUUUACUUGCGGCUUGACUCUGUCGUCAUCACUGCUAGUCCAUGCCGAACGCGCAUCCUGUUGCCCUCAGCUGUGCCGAUGUGGAGCUGACCUUGUGAAAACUGGUAUUCCCAUAUCUGUCAUCUCCGUGUAGGGCGUGCAGUCUGAAAAACUAUAAUUGGAUUUAUUCAGGGUAUGUAUAAUCAAGUAUUUUCCUCUCUUUUUUAACGUUUUAAAAUGUACAGUGGAUUACAACUGUACCUUAACCGUGCAACUAACUCACCUACUGCUUGUCUUUGUCGACAUUCAGGCUCUAACUAGGUUUGACUUUAACGUUGUAUAAAUGUUUGGUUGAAACGGAUGCCGAUGUGUUGUCAAAGAACCAUUCACAUAGACUUUGAAGCUGAAGAGAUUAAGCUGUUGUGCGAGGAACCGCAGCCAGCUGACGAGCAGCAGUUGGCGUCAGCCGGCCUCCGGCCCAACGUCAGGCUUCGAUUCCUAAGCCAUCUUGUGUUUUAGUGUUAGAAACCUUGCCAUUGAAAAUAAGCACAUUGUGUUAGUCCUGUGUGUGUUAAAUUUUGUCUGUGUGUGAGAGAGCGAGAGAUCCUGUGCCUUCCUCCCUGUUUACACCCCGCCGUUCAUCCAAGGUGCUGCUGAACAUCCUCUCCUGGGGAGAACUUGUCACGCUCCACUGCCGGUCAGGGUGGGUUCCAGUCCUGGGAUGCUCUGCUUUUCGGUGGGAAACCACAUUGGCCCCGUUCUGAAGUGAGGGUUUCUAUGGUGAAGCAGACGGAGCCGUUUAAGCAGCCUGUGACGUGCCGUCCCACCUGCAUGCUGACCAGCUGGCCAGGCCGGGCCGGGGGGAAAUGACUCCAUCCCGUAAGGCACAGCACUGUCCCCCCACUACACAGCCUGGCUGCUGAUUUUUAAGGCUUUUAAAUUGAAUGUGUUUAUGCGGUGGGAUUUUUAGGCCUUGGGUUUGGUCGGUGGCAGGCUGCGAGGUCACGCGGCCCAGGUCUUCCGCACGCUGCCGAACGGUGCAGUCCUGCCGGCCACACCAAGGGCCGAUUUAUCACACGUCCACCACAAAUCCAAUCUCCAGAGCUUAGCACUGCGUAGCAUUGGCGCACAUCUCUCACUGGAAACCUUCACUGCCCUUUCAGCUAUGAGCAGCCAGUUGAUGGUCAUUUUAAACUGGUAACCUGUCGCCAACAGGAAACACAAAUAUCUGUGGCUGAAGGGGCCACAGGUUAGCACCUGGAUUUGUACACAGAAUUUAAACGGAACAGGAGGAGGGAAUCUGGGCGCCGAUUUUGGGGAGGAAACGGGGGUGGGGGCAUAGAGGAGGUACAAGAGGAAAAAAAAAAAGUCUGGAUAAGACAAAUCAGCCUAUUUAAAUAUAUUUUUUUUUAAGCAGUGUUCCUUCUAUCCUUGUGUGUGCGUGUGUGUUUUGUGCGUUUUAAAAGUUCAGCUUCACUAUGCCAGUGGAGACGCAACAGAGAUUUUAAAUCUGAAAAGUGAAAAAAGAAAAAAAAAAACAUUAAGGGAGAAAACUGCCAAGUGCGG